GUCGUUAUCUUGACGUUGUUACAUGCUUGCUACGAAACAUACAUUUAUUUAACAAAGUUUGUAUUUGUUCCUGACGAAAAAGAAUGUCAAUAUGUCAUUUUUAAGCAGACUUGCUGUUAAAUCAUCAGGCUUCAGCUGUAUUCGUCGAAUGUCGGUGUAUCCUCAACAUUACGCUGAACCGGUUGUACAAAAAAAUAAACAGAUUGAGCAAAAAAGCGAAUUGGCAAAGCUUCAUCAUGUUCCAAUCAAGGCGGCCGUCAACAAGGCUUCAGAUACCGUCUUCCAUGACGAUACCAAGGAGAAGAUGGUGAAUUAUAUAACGAAAAAAGGAAAUAGUGCUUUGGCCAGAUCGCUUCUGUCAAAGACGAUGGAACUUAUCAAACGCACCCAAACGGAGCACAUGAAUCUGGCCAAGGGCGACGACAAGGAUAAGAUCAACACCAAUGCUGAAACGCUGCUGAAGCAAGCAGUCGAAAAUUGCCGACCGUUGCUCCAAGUGACUGCCAUUAAACGAGGUGGAGUGAACUACCAAGUGCCUGUGCCCAUAACGACAAAACGGUCGUAUUUCCUGGCCAUGAAAUGGCUCUUGGAAGCGGCCCGCGAAAAGGAGCGUAAAGUCUCCCUACCGGAGAAGCUGGCCUGGGAGAUACUGGACGCUGCCCAUGGACAGGGGAGGGUAGUAAAGCGAAAAGACGACUUGCACAGGCAAUGUGAAAGCAACCGCGCCUACGCACACUACCGAUGGAGCUAAAUAUAACUUAUAUCGUUCCCGUCCUCCUUUUCUUACAAUAAAGUUUAAUUUGUUGUUCAUUUUCCAUUAA
Molecule: messenger RNA, 821 nt
Organism: Drosophila kikkawai
Lineage: Eukaryota; Metazoa; Arthropoda; Insecta; Diptera; Drosophilidae
Gene: mRpS7
Product: mitochondrial ribosomal protein S7
Biological process (GO): translation; ribosomal small subunit assembly
Cellular component (GO): mitochondrial small ribosomal subunit; ribosome
Molecular function (GO): structural constituent of ribosome; mRNA binding; rRNA binding
Source: RefSeq, a predicted model, not a curated record